AUGGGCAACCUGGGCUGGAAUCGUAGAGGAACUCCGACGCGACCGCAGACCCACUACACGUACCAAUCCAAGACAGCUUCAAGGUCGCUCAGCUCCGUCGUCCAUUCGGCUCUAAGAUCAUGUUCACCACUCGAAUUGCCGGGACGGAUCGUAUCGAAACGCGAGCGCUAUAAGGAAUAG
This is a messenger RNA of Microbotryum saponariae, 180 nucleotides long. Lineage: Eukaryota; Fungi; Basidiomycota; Microbotryomycetes; Microbotryales; Microbotryaceae. The record is from the annotation of a GenBank genome assembly.